GUUCAAUCCAUAAAAAUAGAACGGAAGUAGACAAAAAAAAAAAAAAAAACAAACAGGAGAGCCAUUGUUUCGUACAUGAAUGAUGUCAAGCUGCCUGUUGUUGCCUGUAUCAAGAGCCCAUUUCCCAUCAAGAAACUUCCAAACAAGCCUAUUCCCACUAGGAAGAGGCACCAAUUGUUUUGGUUUCAACGACAACGGGAGAAAGAAAAGAUUGAAAAGAGAAAGAUCAUCUUGGUGUUGGAGAGGGAUUGUUUGUGGGAUAUUACCAGUGGAUCCAUGGGCACCGACCAUAGACUCUCAGAGCAUAGCAUCACAGCUCUUUGCGGCUUCUCUCCUACCAUAUCUGGGUUUCUUGUAUUUCAUCACCAAAUCAAAAACAUCUCCUAAGCUCACUCUCUUUGGUUUCUACUUCUUGCUCGCCUUUGUGGGGGCCACUAUCCCGGCUGGAAUUUACGCAAAGGUGCAUUACGGAACUUCCUUGUCCAAUGUCGAUUGGCUACAUGGUGGUGCAGAGUCGCUGCUCACUCUCACCAACUUAUUCAUUGUCAUGGGGCUGAGAGAGGCACUGAGGAAGGUUAAAAAUGCAAAAGAGAGCCCAUCUAAAUUUGACUCAGACAUGAAAGAGGAGAAGCAAUCUUCUAUCUAGAUCAACGGUCACCACACGUGGGCAGACAGGGGAAGGGAAAGAGGGAGAGAAUAUUAUCCAAGCUUACUAGAAGCCUUCUCCUUGUAUAAUCAUGGAGGUCCCGGCUAAACUCUCAAAAUUGAUAUAUGAGUUGUCCCAGAUUUUUUCGGAAUCAGGGCCAAAAUAUCUCUCAGCAAACACCCGGCUUCUUCCCUAACUACCAUAAGCCUGGACAAGGUAGGCCGGCCUCUAACUUUUCUUUCUACCACAUGGCAGUAGAGUGCAGUUUUAAGUUUCUUGUACUAAUUUUCCAAAUCAAUAUAAAAGAGCUGGAAAAUAUUCAAACCUAAGCAUAAGACCUUAAAGUAAAAUGGCAUGACCGGAAAACUAACCAAAUGAAUUUGGGGAUAAGCAAAAAAUGAAAAUCACACAAGGAAGCUUGUAUUUUCUCCGUUUUUACCUCUUUAAACCACGAGCAAGAUGAGGACAUGGUCAAAAUAGCACAUCUUACUCAUCUUGGAGACUAGGAAUGCCCAAAUGUAUUCUAGGAUGUGCUCCCAUCUAGUCUGGGAGUUUUUAGUGGCUCGUUUGGUAGCUUGUAUUUGAUAACUUGGCAUCCAAAUGAUAGUUACCGUGGAAUUGGUGUGAA
Messenger RNA from Magnolia sinica, 1274 nucleotides. RefSeq lists its product as uncharacterized. Bases 80 to 646 code for a protein of 188 amino acids. The transcript is spliced from 4 exons. NCBI's taxonomy places the organism in Eukaryota, Viridiplantae, Streptophyta, Magnoliopsida, Magnoliales, Magnoliaceae. The record is from RefSeq and is a predicted model, not a curated record.